Plectropomus leopardus (leopard coralgrouper) is the source of this 1856-nucleotide messenger RNA. Its product is annotated as synaptotagmin-9. Gene Ontology annotation, cellular component: dense core granule; exocytic vesicle; plasma membrane. Gene Ontology annotation, molecular function: SNARE binding; clathrin binding; phosphatidylserine binding. The record is from RefSeq and is a predicted model, not a curated record. Gene Ontology annotation, biological process: calcium-ion regulated exocytosis. Lineage: Eukaryota; Metazoa; Chordata; Actinopteri; Perciformes; Serranidae.
AUGCCUGCAGAAAGAGAGGAUGAGAUUUGUCGAAAGGCGCUGGAACUGCUCUCGGACCUGUGCUCCAAGGGAGAAGUGCAGGACGACCACUGCCUGGAUUUCAUUUACUACUUCAGGGACCUGGCCAGACCGCGUUAUACAGACUCAGAUGUAUCGGUGAGCCUGUUGUCCCUGCUGGUGACCACCUGUGGUUUGGCCCUCUUCAGUGUCUCCCUCUUUGUCUCAUGGAAGUUAUGCUGGGUACCACUGAGUGGCCGUUUCCUCCCAGAUGUGCUCAAGGGAGCGCACUUUUUGGGAGGAGACCAACAGCCCGUCCUUACAGAGGUGGACGGGGAGGACAGGGAGUACAGCGAGGAUGGCUGUGUGAAGGAGCCCUCAGGACCCCCCUCGGCUGUGGCUGUCCCAGAGUCAGGCCUAAAAAUAAGCCACACGUCGCCUGACAUCCCGCUGGAGACCCAGGCCAAGGUGGAGAAAUACCAGGUCCACACUCUGGCCAGAGACAGGGUCCAAAGACAGAUCACUGAGCCUACCUCAUCUGUACGGCACAACUCCAUCCGUCGUCAGAUGAACUUGUCCAAUCCGGACUUCAACCCGGCUCAGUUCCAGCGCCAAGAUUCUCUGUCUGGUUUGGGCCGAAUCAAACCAGAACUCUACAAGCAGCGCUCGGUGGACGCAGAGGACGGCCGUCGCACCGACAGCUGCGGGCGUCUUCUCUUCAUCCUGAAGUUUGACUUUGACCUGGAGCAGCUGAUCGUGAAGAUCCACAAGGCCCAGGACCUUCCUGCCAAGGACUUCUCAGGGACCUCAGAUCCUUACGUCAAGAUCUACCUGCUGCCUGACCGCAAAACCAAGCACCAGACCAAGGUGCACCGCAAGACACUCAACCCUGUGUUCGAUGAGGUGUUUCUCUUUCCUGUGGCGUACUCUGAGCUGUCGAACCGUAAGCUGCACUUCAGUGUCUACGACUUUGACAGGUUCUCUCGCCAUGACUUGAUCGGCCAAGUGGUAGUGGACAACUUCCUGGAUCUUGCCGACUUCCCCCGGGAGACAAAACUGUGCCGGGACAUACAGUAUGUAACCUCGGACAAUGUGGACCUAGGAGAGCUGAUGUUCUCAUUGUGCUAUCUCCCCACGGCCGGCAGGCUCACCAUCACCAUGAUCAAAGCCAGAAAUCUCAAAGCCAUGGACAUCACUGGAGCAUCAGAUCCGUACGUGAAAGUGUCCCUGAUGUGUGAAGGACGCAGGCUGAAGAAGAGAAAGACAUCAACCAAGCGUAACACUUUGAACCCAGUGUACAAUGAAGCCAUUGUGUUUGAUGUUCCUCCUGAGAACAUCGACCAGAUCAGCCUGCUCAUAGCUGUCAUGGACUAUGAUCGGGUCGGGCAUAAUGAAGUGAUUGGGGUAUGCAGAGUAGGCAACGAGGCAGAGAGCCUGGGGCGAGACCACUGGAAUGAGAUGUUGUCAUAUCCACGGAAACCCAUUGCACACUGGCAUCCACUCAUAGAGUGGGUCGGACAGGGAGCGACGGGGAGUGGAAGCCAAGGAGGAUCCACCAAUUCCCUGAAGACACCACCAUCGCCAUGACCACUCACAGACCCUUAUACUCACACACACACACACACACACACACACACACACACACAGAGAGAGAGCCUCAGGGUGGUAGAACGACUCAUGAUCGAUAUACAGGUAGUCCUACUAAAAUGUUAAAACAUGCAGUGUAAGGUGUGACUAACAAGUGACUACAGUAGUAACAUAAGCUAAAAGCCAAACUGGUGUGUGUCUUUAGAUUGAACCAGGCUUUAGUGUGUUAAGACUACUGCAAAAGCUAAUCCCCACUUCUUACUUCCUCGUGU